AUGCUACUGUGCACCAUACUUGUCGGGUUAGCAAUUGGAACGGUAGCGGAUAUUCAAGUCAAAAUCGAACGGCAUUUCCCUUGUUCUUCAUCGACUGGUAAGUUUUUAUUCAAAUUGAACUCGGAAAAAAUUGAAAUAUUUUUCAAUUUUUUUUUUUUGUUUACCCACUAAUUUGACUAAAAAUCUUUUUUUACUCCGCCCUUAAUAUAUUUUUUUAAUCUGCCCAUGCCCUAACCAAAAAUUUUUUUCUUGCCCACGUUCUCAAUAAUUUUUUUUUUUCUUAUUCACGCCCAUAACAAAAUUAUUUUUCUACCCAUGCCUCUCCCAAAAAAACUUUUUUUUCUUACCUACGCCCAUAAUAAAAUUUUUUAAACUAAAUUUAAUUGAGCAGUUUUUCUCUGCCUCCUUCAAAAAGAUGUUUUCUCACCCACGCCCUUACAAACCACCCUCCAAACCCUAAUUGUUACCUAAAUUAAGGCCCGAACAAAGACAAUCUUCGGAUCAAGUUCCCCAGCUACAAAUCGACCGGUGUCAACUUCAAAGAAGAUGUUAACUCUCAAGGUAACAAAUGCUUUAAAAUGUCGGGUGGGCGAGUGGAGGUGUACCCACCUGGACUACCUGGCCAUAAGAGCUACUACGUGCAUCUGGAGACGCGGAUCGGGAUUCACGGUAAACCGGAACGAUGUGUGAACGCUGAUAAGGAUGGGUGUGGUGGUAUUGGGUCGUGGUAGGUUUUUGCUUUACUUUAAUGUUUUUAGUCAUACUGUAACUUUUUUAGUCAUACUGUAACUUUCUACUCAUACUUUAACUUUUUAUUCAUACUGUAACUUUUUAUUCAUACUGUAACUUUCUUAUCCAUAUUGUAACUUUUUUGGUCAUACUGUAACUUUUUUAGUCAUACUGUAACUUUCUAGUCAUACAGUAACGUCGAAAUUUCAAAUGUUUAAAUUUUGUUAUCUAAAAAUCGUCUUCAGACCUAUGUCUUAUUAUACCUACUAUAACAUAAAAAGAUUUCAAAACCUCUAACUUUCAGUGUUCAUUGUGACAUUUGUCGCACAAUGGGUGGCAAUUUGAGAAACUUUGUCCAAAUUUACCAAAACGUCCAACCAGCCAAGUGUAGCGCCGAAGGAUUGGCGACAGGAGAAUAUACUGAUCUGUCGUUGAGAAUAUGUCUACCUACUAAAAAUGAACUACUGCCAUUUUUGGAUCAGAACACCAGCCGAGCCGAGCAGCUAUGGGACAUUUUCGUUAGUAGCCGUGCUCGUUCCGGUGAGAUUCCACUGGUUAUCGCUGCCCGCCUCUUCGAUCGACCGGUCAACAAACUGUCGAUUAAGGAACUAAAUGACGCUUUACAUGGUUCUAAAGAUGGCAUGAUCGGAUGCCAUUGGAUCUAUGCUACUGUCUCUCAGAUUUAA
Bursaphelenchus okinawaensis is the source of this 1415-nucleotide messenger RNA. Lineage: Eukaryota; Metazoa; Nematoda; Chromadorea; Rhabditida; Aphelenchoididae. The record is from the annotation of a GenBank genome assembly.